UUCCCCCAUUGCAGUUUUCCACCCCCUUUGUCCCAGAGAGGAUCGGUUCGACUAUGGCUGUCACCCGUCCCCUUUAAGAUGAUGUCGGAAAUAAUUAUGUAUUAUUUAAUUACUUAACACUUCUUUCAUGUCGGCGGACAUACACUUGGGUCGCGCAACAACAUUAGAAAUCAGGCACCAUAGAAGUCGAGCAUGACAAUAUAACCCAAAAAUGGCUUCAUUAGGUUUCUAUGUUGAAACUGCGUUUUCUUCUCUGACAUGACUUUAGUUUCCAGUGCUUCUUCAUACAAUACUACCCUGGGACAGUAGCCUAUGUUACAGGAGGAUGGAAUAAUCGACAGCCGACAAAGAGAAGACGCAUAGGAAGAGUAAAGGGAAUGCGGUGAAAAUCCAACUCAGUUCGGAACACUGUUGCCUUUAUCCCCUGCAAUGUUUUGGCUUUACCAAAACGGACGUUUGAAAGUGACAGUGGGCAAUCGUUAACCUACCGGAUGUAUUAUAAUAUCUGACGACUAUAGUAACACUGGAAAGGGAUAUUUCCCAUAUUUCCCACUCCAUCUGAGGAUCGAUCACAACCUCUCUGACCCUCAGUCAUGACAUCACCUGAGUCACCCUUCCCCUCCCCUUCCCCCUGUCCGCCUCCCCCCCUCCCCUCUUCUCCCACUCCCUCGUCUCCCGCUCCCUCCUCCUCCCUCCCGCUUCCCCCCUCCCUGCCUCCCACGGGGGAGGUGAUGGUCCUGGCCCUAGGGAGGAAGAAACAGAGGAUGCUCAUCUGUCUCUCCCUCUUGCCCAAUCUCUUCCUGGCCUUCCUUCUCUCCUCGGAUCCCCUGCUCACCCUCGCGUCACCCCACCACUGCCGCCUCCCGGGACCUUCGCCUGCCCCGCAGGUCCUCAACGCCUCCCUGCCCUGGGAGAAAGGGGGCAGAGUGGGUGACAGCGGGGGGCUGUCUCAGUGCAAGCAGUAUAUCAACGGUACCCAGUCCGGGGUGGAGAACUGCGAUGCUGGCUGGGACUACAAUGUCACAGAAGGAUUGAGAAUUAACAUUGUUACUGAGUGGGAUUUGGUGUGUGGUCAGUACUGGCUGGUCCCAGUUGAGGAGGUGUCCUUCAUCCUGGGUGUUCUGACAGGAUGCCUGGGACUGGGCUUUGCUGCUGACAGACUGGGCAGGUUGAAGACACUGCUCACCUCGCUAACCCUCUCGGUGGUAUUUGGCGUGCUCGUGUGCGUCUCUACCUCCCCCCCUAUCUUUAUUGUCAUGCGCUUUUGCCUGGCUGCUGCUAGUGCUGGUGUGUACCUCACGCUUUACAUCACACGUCUUGAACUCUGUGAUCCCUCACUACGUCUGCUGGUCACCAUGGUGGCAGGACUAACUACGGUUUCUGGGGAGCUGCUGUUGCUGGGUGUUGCUCUGUCUUGCCAGUCCUGGAGGGGCUUACUCGGAGCGGGGGCUGCACCACUCUCUCUGUUCCUCACCUACGGUAUUCCAGGAGUAUUUCCUGAGUCUCCUCGCUGGCUUCUUCUCUCUGAGAGAUCAGCUGAUCUGAAUUCCUUCAGUGAAAGAAGAGAUAGAGAGAGGGAUGACGAGAGCUUCACAGAGUUGGACUCGGAGCCGUCUCCCUCUACUUACCCCCACCUGUCCUUCCCAGAGCUUGUACACAGCCGGAACAUCUGGAAAAACAUGUGUGUGCUCGGCUUCACCUCGUUCAUUUCCCAUGGCAUUAGUCAUUGUUACAGCUCAUUUCGGGGUGAUGUCAGAGGCACUGCCCCCAGCUUCUAUUGGACCUAUCUGCUGUCCGUCUGUGCGGGAGGAGGGGCCUGGCUGUUGUUAUGGGCAACCGUGAACAGGUGCGGUCGCCGUGGUAUCCUGCUCCUCGCCAUGACAAUGACAGGGCUGGCAUCUCUGAUUCUCCUCGGACUGGUGGAGUAUCUAAGUGAGACGGCCAUCACUGUGUUCUCAGUGAUGGGACUUUUCUCCUCCCAGGCGGCUGCCUCUCUCUGUGUCCUCUUCACUGCAGAGAUCAUGCCCACCAUCAUCAGGGGCAGUGGCGUGGGCACGGUGUUGGGCCUGGGCUGCGUGGGCCGCCUCACCUCGCCCCUCAUGGACCUGCGCAACCACUACGGCUACUUCCUGCACCACGUGGUGUACUCCACCCUGGCCCUGCUGGCCGUGCUCUCCAUCCUGCUGCUGCCUGAGAGCAAGAGGAAACCACUGCCCCAGACGCUGGCCGAUGGGGAGCAGUACCGACGCCCCCCGCUGGGCCGGAGGAGGAGGGACAACGUUCCCCUGCUGGCCACCCCCAACCCAGAGACCUAGCCGCCCAAACGUCACACUUCAGUCAUAACGCCAGCCCAGAGUGUCACCAGGUCCAUGCUCCAGAAAGGAAGAUGGGUGAAAAUGAAGAGGGAGAAGUGCUGUCUGGUUAAGAUGGUUGUGUAGAGCCAGUGAAGGGACAUGGUAGAAUCAACCACACAAUCUACUUUUCCUAACAUAUCAUUUUCUAGUCAUUCCUAACACAGGAGUGUGGGUGGGUGGGGCGGCCAUGCGUCGUUCGUCUGUCUCCAUUUCUGCCAAUGAAGUGAGUGUGUACGUGAAUGUGUGUAUGCGCACACAUAUGUGUGGCCCCGGUCGGAUGGCGGUGUGGAGAGUGCUCGUCAUGCAGUGACCUGUCCCCCGUACCUUUCCUAUAAGGCCUGUGUGUCAGGGAAGGACAUCAGCUGCUUCGUGCUCAUGCUCCAGAACGCCCACCUUUGAUGUGUAUGAUCUGACAGAGCAUGGCAUCACACACAGCUCACAGAGGCAGAUCUACUGUCCUGUAAACACCAUAAACCUAGUUUCGUUAACUUAAUGAAUGCUGGCUUAUCAGUUGAUACAAAACAGUAGGAGUUUUGUUACAUAGUGCUGGAUCUUGGAAGAGUGCUUUUGUACUGUGCUUGGCACUUAGCCAAGUUGAUAGAUCACAUCUGUCUACUGCUUUUAAAGGCAAUGGGGAAAAUAACAUGGAUUGAUUGAAGAUGAAUUGAGUUACGUUAUAAUUGAGGGUUGUUUGAGGAAGCUUUGUGAACUUGCAUCAAAUAAAUAGUAAUAGGCGCCCUCCUAAAAUCAGUAGAUAAAAAAGAGAGAAAAUUACAUUUUAAUGUACUGUAGUACCUCAAACUUGAUUGGAUGUGAUAAAAUGAUAUGAAUUACAUUUUCAGAUGUGGCCUGGAGCCAAUACUGUUUAUGUGUCAUUAAUCUUGUCUAGGCUCUCAGACCCACCUUACUGUAGGCUCCUCUGAAGACAUAGGAACAUAUGAUAGAAAGAGUGUCUGUGCAUUCAGAGCUGAAAACCUUGUGUAAAUAGACAUGUAUGGUAGAGAAUGGAUGGACACACCUUUACAAUCCCCUAUGAGUUUAUUUAGACAGUGAAGCUAAAACUUUUUAUUUGGCUUUAUACUCCAGCAUUUUGAGAUCAAAUGUUUCAUAUGAGGCGACAGUAGAUAAUGUCACCUUUUAUUUAAGGUUAUUUUCAUACAUGUCUGUUUUACCGUUUAGAAAUGAAAACUAGUCCCCCCCCCCAUAUGAAGGUGUCAUAAGUAUUUGGACAAAUUAACUUAUAGUAUAUUACAUUUAGUCAAAAGUGUAGUAUUUGAC
Messenger RNA from Oncorhynchus masou masou (cherry salmon), 3632 nucleotides. It is a transcript of the gene slc22a17, whose product is annotated as solute carrier family 22 member 17. Gene Ontology annotation, cellular component: membrane. The record is from RefSeq and is a predicted model, not a curated record. Gene Ontology annotation, molecular function: transmembrane transporter activity. Gene Ontology annotation, biological process: transmembrane transport. Lineage: Eukaryota; Metazoa; Chordata; Actinopteri; Salmoniformes; Salmonidae. Bases 594 to 2315 code for a protein of 573 amino acids. The transcript has 10 exons.